Molecule: messenger RNA, 832 nt
Organism: Solanum verrucosum
Lineage: Eukaryota; Viridiplantae; Streptophyta; Magnoliopsida; Solanales; Solanaceae
Product: zinc finger A20 and AN1 domain-containing stress-associated protein 4-like
Exons: 1
Coding region: 139-690 (183 amino acids)
Molecular function (GO): zinc ion binding; DNA binding
Source: RefSeq, a predicted model, not a curated record
AAUUAUAUUGUUAUUUUGUUUACAGGUAUAAGGUACGUAACUUGGGAAUUGAGCGAUUGAUUUGAAAUAAGUCGAUCGCUCACAUAUUUAUAUAAAUUCAUUGGGUUAAGAGUCACAGUUUGUUUGAAAGAAAAAAAGAUGGCAGAGGAACAAAGGAUGCAAGAAGGAGUAGGGCAUAUGCUAUGUGCUAAUAAUUGUGGGUUCUUUGGUAGCACUACAACUUUGAACCUUUGUUCCAAAUGCUACAAGGAUCAUUGCAUGAAAGAACAACAAUCGCGAACCGCUCAACUUGCAAUGGAAAAGACUCGUCCCCAACAACAACAAUCUGAAUCAACGUCUAUGUACAUGCCAUGUACAAAGCCGUUACCAAUUCUUGAAGUCUCACAACCACAAGAGACCGAGAUUGCAACUAGGGCUCCUCAGGUGCAGUCAGAUACUGCGGCUGAGGUUCCUCAGGUGCAAUUGAAUACUGUAGCUGAUCAGACUCCUCAGGUGCAGUCGAAUCGUUGUGCCACGUGUCGGAAACGGAUCGGUUUAACGGGUUUCAAGUGUAGGUGUGGGGUCACAUUUUGUGGUUCACAUAGGUACCCUGAGCAUCAUGGUUGUACCUUUGACUAUAAGUCAAUGGGAAAGGUGGCAAUUGCCAUGGCUAAUCCAUUGGUUAAGGCUGAAAAGCUUCACAAAAUUUGACUUAUUAAUUAAUUAAGGAGAAUUAAUAUGAACCAUUUGAUCCAUAAACUGGUUGAUCAAACGGCCAAGAUUGUUGCUAAUUAAGCACAAGUUGGUGGAUGGACUUUGAUUAUAUAUAUUUUCUUUUGCACAUUCUGUGAAA